UGCAUGUGCAAGGGCAGAAGCACUUACUUCCUCUGCACUUGAGGAACAGCCAAGCUGGUCUGUCUGGAAAACUGAGGACUUUUAUAACAAAACCUCCAGUGGCAAAAUGAAUACAGAUAGCGGUGGCUGUGCUCGCAAACGUGCUGCAAUGUCUGUCACAUUAACAGCUGUGAAGAGAGUUCAGAGUUCUCCAAACCUAUUGACUGCAGGACAUGAUUCUCAGUCUCCAGAUUCAGCUUGGACAUCUUACAAUGAUGGAAGUAGAGAGACAUUGAAUGGAGACGCUGGUAGUUCAUCUCUUGCAGCAAAAGGCUUUAGAAGUGUCCGGCCAAACCUACAAGAAAAGAAGUCGCCAACUCAGGCACCUCUGCCACCCCCUAGAAAAGAAAGUUUUCAUAGAUCUGGAAUAACUAAUCACAUGAAGGAUGAAAUUAAUUUCCAGUCAAUAACGACUAAGCCAACUAAAAAACUCUCCUCAGAUACUGUCUGCUGUACUAACGAGGAGGCUAUCCAGAGGACAAUGUAUUCUAAAAAAUCUAACACAGGCAUCUCCUAUGCACAAAAAAUUACUAAACCACUGGCCUCAGUCUCCAACACAAGCACAAAAGCAGUAGCUGGCAUUAGAGCUACUCUUCAUCAAGGCCACAGACAAGCAUCUAAAAAACGCAGAGUUUCUACCCUGAAAUUAACCCGGACACAAGACUCACUGAGUAAUGUUCCUCAUAAUACACAGCAGCAGCCCAAGUCUAAUGAAGAGCCAACAUUUUCACAAAGGCCUGUUUCACCCACCUGUAACCCUGUGCCUGAGAUACACACAGCAUCUCUUUCCAUUCAGAUAGCUCCGCUCCUUGACAAUAAAGCAGAGCCUGAAAUCCAAGAACAUCCACCUAGGCUUUUUCCAGACAAUCCACAGAUGCCUCCAAAAGAUGUGGGACAAAAGUCUACAGCUCCUUCUUCUGCACAGUCCACAGAAUGCAGUGUGCUUGGAAACCAGAAAAUAACUGCCAAUGUGAUGGAGGUAAAUGCUUCACAGACACACAGACAAACAGCAACAGAAGUUUCUUCACUGCCUCCUCCUUCCGUGGUACCAGUUAACAGAACCUUUUUCUCACCAGACAGUGGCACCCACCUAGCAUCAUUUAUUUUGCCAGCGCUUGAUGAUUUUUUGCCUUCACGCUUUUAUAAAACCCUGGCCCUCUCACGUUUUUCAUAUAAAUACCCUUUCCUAGCUCCUGAAAAUACUAUCCACAGGAACGAAACAGCCUCUGUAAUCACAGACUCUGCCAUGAGUGAGUACUCCUCUUGCACAGUGAGUGAGUCCUCCACAGCCAUUCUAGAUGAGCUGCAGACUUGUAACUAUGAUACUACUGACUGUUCUGAAACACCUUCCCCAACCUUGAGCCAGAUGUCUGCUGUGUCAAAUGGCACCACCUUAACCACCACUGCUGCCACUUCUCAAGCCCAGAUAACAGUGAAUGGGAACUCUGGCACUGCUGCCAGUCCAAUGAGUCACUUUCAAAGGCCUUUUUCCCCUUCUUCAGCUUACUCUCCACCACCUUCACUCAAUUCAAACAUUAUCAUGCAGCAUGGCAGGAAGAUGGACUCCACAGAGACAUACUCACAGUAUGGUCAGUCUGUUGGCAGCAGCACCAUUCCCAGUACGAUACCAAUCUGUAGAUCUUCAGAGGAAGAGAAGAAAGUCACAGUCAUUAGAGCACCACAUUAUGCAGGGAUUGGCCCAGUAGAUGAAUCUGGAAUCCCAACAGCAAUUAGAACGACAGUUGACCGGCCAAAGGAUUGGUAUAAGACAAUGUUCAAGCAAAUCCAUAUGGUUCACAAGCCUGAUGACGGCACAGACAUAUAUAAUGCUGCAUAUGCAUAUAAUACUGGUAGUUACAGCCCAUCCCUUCCCACUCAGUCACACCCUGCUGCAAAGACACAGACAUACAGACCAUUGUCUAAAAGCAUUUCUGACAAUGGCACUGAUGCCUUUAAGGUCUCUUCCCCGAUACCUCCUCCACAUGUACCACCUCCAGUCCCACCACUUCGUCCAAGAGAGAGGUCUACAUCCGAAAAAAAUGACUGGGAUCCUCCUGACAGAAAAGUAGAUACCCGCAAAUUCCGUUCUGAACCAAGAAGUAUUUUUGAAUAUGAGCCGGGGAAAUCAUCAAUUCUUGAACAUGAAAGACCGGCUGAUCAUAUAAACCCAGAUGACAUAGAUUUAGAAAAUGAACCCUGGUAUAAAUUCUUUUCAGAACUGGAGUUUGGAUGUCCGCCUCCUAAAAAGCUUUUGGACUAUGUUCAAGACAAUUCUCCUGGUGUUUCCAAUGAGACCUCCUUAUAUCACCCUUCUCCAGACAAAGGCCUGGACAGACCUUCUAGUUCUGCAAGUGACUACAGAAAAAGGAGGAAGUCGGAGCCUGCUGUAAGUCAUCAGAGGGUGCACAGUGAUCAAAAUGCAAACAGGACUAGCCUGGGCCAUGCAGAUAUGCAGGGCACGUACACUACCCUUAGAAAGCCUUUAACUAGCUCUUCUCCUUCUUCUCCAUCAAGAGCAAAAGGUGGAGAUAUUAGUCAAGUGUAUCCAUCCCUUUUCAGUUAUUCAGUGCACAACCACAACUCUUCAAAUGAAUUAGAUUAUUGUAGCUCUUAUAGACAGCAUUUGGCUGUUCCAAGUGAUUCAAGAAGGGCAAUCCAUUAUAAGAAUGGCUGGCAAAUGACUCGUCAGAAUGCAGAAGUCUGGAGCAGCACAGAAGAAACUGCCUCUCCCAAGCGGAAAUCUCGUAGCUGCGAUGAUCUGUUAACAGAUGAUCAUGAUAGCUUUCCUGAUGCACAGGCCAAGUCUGAAAGUAUGGUAUCUCUCAUUUGCGAGGAGGAUUCCAAAGGCAGUUGCUCAUUGACCUGGGCCUCCCUAUAUGUUCCUGAGAGCCGCAGUACUAGUCGGUCAAGAAUUCGUCAUAGAUCUGCACAUGAUACCCCAGGAUUCCUAAAAAUGUACAAGAAGAUGCACCGCAUCAAUCGCAAGGACUUGAUGAAUUCUGAGGUGAUUUGUUCUGUAAAGUCCAGAAUAUUACAGUAUGAAAAAGAACAGCACAAAGGUAUGCUUCAGGGCUGGAGAGAGUCUUCUACUGAAGAGGUGCCCAGGGACAUGGUGCCUACGAGGAUAUCCGAAUUUGAAAAAUUAAUUCAAAAAUCAAAAUCAAUGCCGAAUUUAGGUGAUGAAGCAUUAUCAACAGUAACACUAGAGCCUCCUAAAAAUGGCUUCUGUUCAAAUCGGCGAUUUUCUAUCGAGUCCCUGCUGGAGGAGGAAAAUCAAGGUAGACAUGCCAUUCAAGUACAACGCAACUGCAAGCCUAAAACUCUGGUGCCAAUUCAUAUUGAAGUGACCAGUGAUGAACCACAAAGAUCGCAUCUGGAGUUUUCUGACAGUGAUCAAGAUGGAGUGGUCUCUGACCUCAGUGACUUUAUCCAGAUAGAAGGCUCAUCCUUUUGUAGUGAAAGUGACUUUGACCACUUUUCCUUUACAUCUUCUGAGAGUUUUUAUGGAUCAGGCCACCAUCACCAUCAUCACCAUCAUCACCAUCAUCACCACAAGCAUCUCAUCAGCACUUGCAAGGGGCGAUGUCCAGCAUCCUACACCCGCUUCACCACCAUGUUAAAGCAUGAAAGGGCUAAACAGGAAAGUACUGAAGAUCCAAGGAGACAAGAAGCAGAAUCUGGCCUCUCUAAGAUAGCAUUCCUAGUCAGUCCAGUGCCUUUCCGGAGGAAAAAAAGUUCAGCCCCUAAAAAACAGACUGAGAAGACUAAAUGCAAAUCAUCUGUGUUCCAGGCACUAGAUUCUGCUCUUAAAGAUAUCUGUGACCAAAUUAAAGCAGAAAAGAGAAGGGGAAGCUUGCCUGACAACAGUAUAUUACACAAACUUAUUACUGAAUUGCUUCCAGAUAUACCCGAAAGGAAUUCGUCUCUUAAAGCUCUUAGAAAAAGUCCCAUGCACCAGCCUUUUCAUCCACUGCCUCAAGAUGGUGCCAUGCAUUGUCCACUGUACCAAAAUGAAUGUGGAAGACUACCUCUUAGUGCCUCUUUUCAGGACAUGGAUACAACCAACAACAACAAGCAAGACAAUGAUAGUGCACUGUGUUUCCAAGUAGACCAGGAGUCUCCUGGGAGCUAUUCUGCUUUGACUGAUGUGGGUCGAUGUACUCCACGGGAGAGAAGAGGAAUUCCAGACAGAGAGAGGCUGCCAGCUCGAGCUGUAUAUGACUUUAAGGCUCAGACCUCUAAGGAACUGUCCUUUAAGAAAGGAGAUACUGUCUAUAUCCUCAGGAAAAUAGAUCAAAACUGGUAUGAGGGAGAGCACUAUGGAAGAGUUGGAAUUUUCCCAAUUUCUUAUGUUGAGAAACUUUCUCCCCCAGAAAAAGCACAGCCUGCCAGGCCACCUCCUCCAGCACAAGUUGGAGAGAUUGGAGAAGCUAUUGCCAAAUAUAAUUUCAGUGCAGACACAAAUGUGGAACUAUCAUUGAGAAAGGGAGACAGAGUAAUUCUUCUUAAGCGAGUUGAUCAAAACUGGUAUGAAGGUAAAAUACCAGGAACCAACAGACAAGGCAUCUUCCCUGUUUCCUAUGUAGAAGUCAUCAAAAAGAAUGCAUCAAAAGGUGCUGGUGACUACCCUGAUCCUCCAAUACCCCAAAGCUAUUCUAGUGAUAGAAUACGCCAUUUAAGUUCAACUAAGCCACAGCGCCCUGUGUUUGCUCAUGAAAACAUACACAGUGGGGGGGAACCGUUUCAGGCUCUAUAUAACUAUACUCCUAGGAACGAAGAUGAACUGGAGCUCAGGGAGGGAGAUAUCAUUGAUGUGAUGGAAAAGUGUGAUGAUGGAUGGUUUGUGGGAACCUCAAGAAGAACCAAAUUCUUUGGUACUUUCCCUGGAAACUAUGUCAAGAGGCUGUGAAUUUUUUCCCCUACUUAUUUAUGCAUCUCUGCAACACAUCUGCAUAAAGCAGCUAGAAAACAUGCUACAACAGGCCUUCUGUUUUCUUGCUUUGCAGUCUCAAAUAAAGGUCAUCUAGUUCAUCAUCAUCCCCAUCCUCAUCUGCCAAACCGUUCCAGCAGUAUUAUAGCAACGACUACAGUGUAUGAAUAACUAAGCUUUUAUGAAACAAGAGGAAUCGUUUCAACAUUUAAGUACUUUUUUCUGCUUUAGUCCCCCCCUGUCCCCAUUAGCAACAAAGGAAUAGGAAAACCUUGAUGGAAGGUACACAGGUGACGCAUCAUGGGAAAAUCUGCAUUGUUUGGGACAUUUGUGGUACUAGCAUUAAAUGCUAUGCAAAAAUUUGAUUCUUAGCUUCCACCUGGUACAAAGAGAAAGUUGUUUACUUUUUAAAAAAAAAUAAAAAGUUGUGUCCACAUUCUUUUUAGCUUGGCAACUUAUGUUGCUUUCACUCUGCUGUAUCACAAGUUUGCCUAUUCUCUUGGUUUACGAUAUAUGACAAUUAUAAUAUAGAUUUUUUUUGCCUGCACUUAUAUGUUGUAACAUAUGCACAGCGAUUGUAAAAUGUCAAGCAAGAGUAGUUAAAAUGGGGGAACUGCAAGUGUGUUGGAUGGGUGUGAUUGUAUUGGUUAAAUCUUAUUUUUUCCAAAUAAGCUAUAGUGCUUUCUGUUAAAACUCAAGAAGUGCAAGAGGCAUGAAAUCUUGAGAGUUUGUGGAUAAUGAUGAGACAAUGAGCUAUCAAGAUAGACAACAACAGUGAUCUACUGAUGUCUAACAUUACAUGACUAUAUCUAAAUUUAUUGUAAUAAUCAGCAACAUGAAUUUGAGAGGUUAGUUUUUUUUAUUUAUCAGAUGAAGCUUACAGAACAAACAGUGUUAGUGCAACAUUGUAUUCUAACAUAGCCACCUGAAAAAAUAUGCACAGAUGUACUGAUUUUAUUUCACUAGCUAUAUAUGUAUAUGUUAACAAAAUCUGAAUUCUUGUUUAGGAAUAUAGUACACACAAAAACCAAGUCACAGCUAUUAAAACUGAUACAUUUAGUAUUUUUUUUCUGAAUGAAACAAAUGUCUGAACACACUAUUCUUUUUCCUUAUGCGAAGGUAAGCAAAAAUAAUAUAUGAAAUUACGAGACAGGAUGAUAAUUGUGGCUUUAUACAAACAAUUCAAAUUUGGUUUCUUCAGCACCUUAUAGAUGGUAAAGGCUUCUAUUGCAUUUUUCUUGUGAUAAAGGGUUGAUCUUAUCACUAUGUAAGUAGUCUCUAGCAUUUUGUACUUUUUUGUACAGAACCAUUUUGGUGUUGAUUUAAAAAAAAAUCAAAGUUCUUCAUUUGAUCUUUGCCAUUUUCAUAAGACAGAACAUCUUUACUUGCCCCUCUUACCAUAAGCACACCUGGAUAGUGCAAUUCUGUAAAAUAGCAUUUUAUGCAAAAAUUUAUUAAUGGUUUUAGUAGCCAAAUCUAAAUGUACAUAUGACUUUAUUACAGAAAAAUGUCAUUAAGACAAAGGUAAAGAAACAUCUUUGUGCAGCAUACCUUUAUUACUGCAGAUUUCAUGGCAAAAGCUUUAUAUUUCAAAAGCUUUCAAUUUUAAUUUAGAUCUGCAUGCAGCUUUGCUGUGAGAUUCAUACCUAUCUUUGAUGCCAUUUAUGCUGGAAGACAAAUAUCUGUUGCCUGUGAUAUUUAAAAAAGUACUGUUUCUACUCUGUAACUGAUUUUUAAAAAUACAAGUUUUUCAUACCUGGCUUUCAGGUAAUUGACUUUAAAUUCUUAUAAGCAAAGGAUCUGUGUUUUUUCUUGAAUAGACUUCUAAUAAAUUCUGCUUGGAGUACA
Messenger RNA from Gopherus evgoodei (Goodes thornscrub tortoise), 6817 nucleotides. It is a transcript of the gene SORBS2, whose product is annotated as sorbin and SH3 domain containing 2. Gene Ontology annotation, cellular component: neuronal cell body; plasma membrane; synapse. The record is from RefSeq and is a predicted model, not a curated record. Gene Ontology annotation, biological process: Notch signaling pathway. The transcript has 26 exons. Gene Ontology annotation, molecular function: protein binding. Lineage: Eukaryota; Metazoa; Chordata; Testudines; Testudinidae. Bases 107 to 4948 code for a protein of 1613 amino acids.